Phlebotomus argentipes is the source of this 966-nucleotide messenger RNA. RefSeq names its product pre-mRNA-splicing factor ISY1 homolog. Lineage: Eukaryota; Metazoa; Arthropoda; Insecta; Diptera; Psychodidae. Gene Ontology annotation, biological process: mRNA 3'-splice site recognition; generation of catalytic spliceosome for second transesterification step. The record is from RefSeq and is a predicted model, not a curated record. Bases 146 to 940 code for a protein of 264 amino acids. Gene Ontology annotation, cellular component: post-mRNA release spliceosomal complex; catalytic step 2 spliceosome; Prp19 complex. The transcript is spliced from 3 exons.
AUACAUUCAUACCGUCUUUAAUGAUGCGGAAAAGUUAUCUUCUUUAUCCAGCCACCAGAGGGGAGGCGCGAAUUCACCACUUUGUUUACGUUUUCUUACGGAGUUUAUCGUUUCUGUGGAAUUUUCGUCAAAAACUCCUGUAAAAAUGGCGAGAAAUGCGGAAAAGGCGAUGACCACUUUGGCUCGCUGGAGGGCUGCCAAGGAGGCGGAGAGUGGCGACAAGGACAGGAGACCUUAUCUGGCGUCAGAGUGCACGGAUUUGUCCAAGUGCGAGAAGUGGCGGCUGGAGAUAAUCAGGGAGAUCUCGAAGAAAGUGGCGCAGAUUCAGAAUGCCGGUCUGGGCGAGUUCCGAAUACGAGAUCUCAAUGACGAGAUUAACAAGCUGCUGCGCGAGAAGCGCCACUGGGAGAAUCAGAUCUCGGCCCUCGGGGGGCCCCACUAUCGUCGCUAUGGGCCGAAGAUGUUCGACUCCGAGGGCAGGGAAGUGCCUGGCAACCGUGGAUACAAGUACUUCGGCGCAGCGAAGGAUCUGCCUGGUGUGCGUGAGUUGUUUGAGCAGGAACCGCCACCGCCGCCCAGGAAGACGCGCGCGGAGCUCAUGAGGGACAUCGAUGCGGAUUAUUAUGGCUACAGAGACGAUGAUGAUGGGAUUCUGCUGCCGCUGGAGGAGAAGGCAGAGAGAUUGGCUAUUCAGCAGGCAGUGACUGAGUGGAAGGAGCGGCAGGCGCGCGGAGAGACUGUCGUGGAGGACGAGGAGGACGACAUUUACCCUGCGGAAGCUGAUGCCGAUGAUGCCGCCAAGCAGGCCUCGAGUGAGGAUCCCAUGGGGCUCCUGGGCCCUCGCUUCACCGCCCACGUGCCGGUGCCCACGCAGAAGGACAUCGAGGCGGCGCUGCUGAGGAAGAAGAAGCAGGAGUUGCUGGAAAAGUACGGGAUUUGAAUGGGGGGUGAAAUAAAGACGCGAAG